CGAUCGGAGUUUUGUUUCUUUUUUUCCAAAGUCCUAUAAUAGACACUUCAGGCUUGGGAAGAUUUGGGUGUGUCAGGGCCUUUUCCUUGCAUGGGGAGACGGUGACACGUCGCCGAAGCUUUCAAAAGCUUCAAGUCGAGCGGGGCAGAUCUCCGUACUUUUAAGACAUGUGUCAAUUGAAUGGGGGAAUGAGAUCUAAUCGGGAGCAAUGGUGCCGAUUGUGUUGGCCCCAAAAAGGAGACAGGGAUCACAUACCAAAGCUGCCCUUUUCUGGUGUUUGGUAGCUGAAGAAACACUAUUUUUUUCGGAGAAGGAUCCAUAUUUCAUGAUUCGUCAUGAUUCAUCCGUUUCUUUCCAUAUCAAACCGUUGGCAGUUUCAGGCUCAGUUGCUCAGACAAAUAAGAAACGCACUUUUAAAGGAAAAACGCACCUGGGGCCCUCACUGCGGUGCUGCGGGGUAUGCUGGAUCACUUGGCCGCCCUUUGGAAAGAGGCUCCUGCUGUGACGCGUUUAGUCGUCACUGUCCCGUUGGUCUUGCAUUUUGCUGGGCUGCGCUGGUACAGAGAGCUGGACCACUUGAAGCUCUCACUGGACGCCUUCAAGAACAAAGGUUACUAUUGGAGCGUGGUGACAUCACCUUGGUGGGAACCGCCCGGUCAAGGGCCAGGUUGGCUGCUGCAAACUCUCGUCACUUUAUUGAUUGCUUAUUGGUUUCUUUCCAAGCUUCCAGCAAUUGAACGAUUGAUGAGUUCGGGAAAACUGCUGCUUUGGAGCAUUUGCUCGGCCUUGGUCAUCAACAUGUUUUUCCUGCUUUUGGUCUUUCUUUUGGACCAGCUCUACAACAGUCAGGGCUGGAUGUCCAUUUGGCCAAUGGUCCCCAGCAGAGGCAUGAUCCCCGUCACGGUCUAUGCGCUCACGGUCCAUUACCUGGCAGCAGGCGAUUCAGAGACGACACUUUUUUUUGGGAUACCUCUCAAGAGGAAGUACUACCCCUUGACCCUGGUUGGUGUCUUUUGCCUCCUCAACGGUUUUGCCGUCGAAUUGUCCAAUAUCGCCGCCUUGCUCUUGGGCUACUUGAACAAGAGGGUGCCCAUUGAGUCCCUCCUCCCAUCGGAUGGCCGGUUACAACGAUGGGAACGCUCUUCCAUCCCCUUCUUCGGCCGUUCUCUACUGGGCGGCCGCUGGCUACGCAUUGAGGAGGCCACCACGCUGCCGCUCCGACCGGAGUCCCACCGCCACGGCCACAGCGGCGGCCACAGCGGCGGCCACAGCGGCGGCCCCGCGCCGCAGGAUUUUCGACCCUUCUCGGGCUCAGGGCAUCGCCUGGGGCGGUAAUUUCCUCACCAAUUCGGUCGGCAGAAAGAGGCGGAACAUCGUAAUUCUUCUGCGUUGGACCCCGAAAGACCGCGCUCGUGGAAAA
This is a messenger RNA of Durusdinium trenchii, 1420 nucleotides long. The record is from the annotation of a GenBank genome assembly. Lineage: Eukaryota; Dinophyceae; Suessiales; Symbiodiniaceae.